AUGACGCCAGCAGCCCCGACUUUGCGCAUAGUCACACAAAGAAGUCCCGAGCUUGCACCAAUUGCGCUCGCCUCAAGAUACGGUGUCGGUGGCAACCGGGUUCGGAACAUAGCGAACACGCCGAUUGCAUACGGUGAGCAGUUCUGCCUCUGUUGGCUACAGUUUCGUGUAACUGAGCUGGAGAAGAAGAUAGAUGGCCUAGUCAGCCUUUUUCAGACACAGCAGCAGUCAGGAGAGACACAAGGGCAGCCGGCAACCGGGCCCAGCCCCAGCAGCGAGGACCCGCGCUUGAUGCCAUGCACUGGGUUGACUAUACCAGGCGUCACCCAUCAAGUAAGCACAGACGCAUCUCCAAGUGUUAACAGUUCAGCCGGCACCCAAGAUUGUCAUUCUAUGCCGACUCCAGAGGCUGGGUUUCCCAGCGGUUCCUAUCAGCUCUUGCCGGGGUUCACCAUCGCUGCCGAGAAGGCUGAGGAGUACCUUUCCAUCUACCGGACGCGUAUGGUUCCCAACUUCCCAUUUGUGCCCAUCGAGCCCGAAGUUACAGCAAGGGAUCUCCACAACCAGAAGCGAUUUUUGUUCUGGUGUAUUAUGCAAGCCAUUGUACCCCAGACAGCCACAGUACAAAAGUCAGUCGACGACUGGGUCCGCAAGCAUGCAGCUAUGCACAUCAUAGUUCAUAAGGAGAAGAAGAUUGAGCUGCUCCAAGGUUUGAUUGUCUAUGUCGCCUGGGGCGAUGUCCACCUACAGAUGGGUAUCAACGCAAACACCCUCCUCCAGCUAGCCAUCGGUCUGGUUAUGGACAUGACCAUGUACACUCUAGCAGGCCCCCGUGGAACGAAACUGAUCAUCUUUGCCAGUGUGCCCGCCGCCAUAAGGAGGCACUCGCAGAUACAGUAUACGCCCCAGAUCGCACGAUGUUCCAAAGCCAUUCGCGAGGCGGACGCUAUACCGACAGAUCAGAAUCUACUUGCCCUCGUUCGCAUGCAACAUCUAGGGGACCGCAUUCGCGCUGUCUUUCCAAGCCCAGAUAGAGAGGAAGGGGAGCCUCUACCCAUCUUUCGGGAACACUUUAGUGCGGUGCUAGCAUCACUUCGCAAAGAGAUCUGCUCUCUCGAGUCUGAAGAACCCGCCAUCAAGAAGGAGAACCCAAUGGUUUGGGCACACUACGGCGCACUGAUGGUUAGACUAUACGAACCAUGCAUCGGCAUGCGAGGAGCCAGCCCUUCGGAGGCUAUGUCCGCCAUGGAGCAGUUCAGUAGGACCGAGUCACUCUGGUUCUGCCUCCAGGCGAUCCAGAUCGCCAUGGACGCGCUACUCGCCAUCCCGGCUGAAGCAUUUGCAUAUCUACCCUUCAACACCGUUGCAGAUGUAGCACAUACAAUGAUGUCUUCGCACCGACUGCUGUUGGAAGACUCGGCAAGUGAUUGGGACGUGAUGCUGGCGCGCCAGAAGCUUGACCUUCCCGAUAUAGCGCGGCGGUUGGCGGAUCGGUUCGAGGAGGCGGACAACGUGGCGCUGAUCGUCGGGCAAAAGAGGCGGAUCUUCGAGGACGAGAGCUCGCGCUGGGCGAAUUAUGCGUACCGGGCGAGGUGGAUCCGUCAGUGGUACCUGAACAAGGUUGUUGGGCAGCCGCCUCAGGAGCAGAUGGCGACGGAGCACCAGCAGCAGCAGGAGCAGCAACAGCAGCAGCAGCAAGCGCAAAUGGUUCCUCACGUGGGGAUGAUGACAGACCCGAACAUGUCUUGGCUCGGGGGAGUGGCGAUGGACCAGUCGUUUUGGGAGAUUAUGAUGCUGGACGGGCCUGGACAAAUCCCCAUUGACGCGUCCAUGCUUUUGCCGGACCAGGCCAUGUUGCCCGCCAUGCAGACUUAG
Molecule: messenger RNA, 1875 nt
Organism: Colletotrichum costaricense
Lineage: Eukaryota; Fungi; Ascomycota; Sordariomycetes; Glomerellales; Glomerellaceae
Exons: 5
Coding region: 1-1875 (624 amino acids)
Biological process (GO): regulation of DNA-templated transcription
Cellular component (GO): nucleus
Molecular function (GO): DNA-binding transcription factor activity, RNA polymerase II-specific; transcription cis-regulatory region binding
Source: RefSeq, a predicted model, not a curated record